Messenger RNA from Xyrauchen texanus (razorback sucker), 5267 nucleotides. It is a transcript of the gene cebpz, whose product is annotated as CCAAT enhancer binding protein zeta. The transcript has 16 exons. Gene Ontology annotation, cellular component: nucleus. Bases 222 to 3410 code for a protein of 1062 amino acids. The record is from RefSeq and is a predicted model, not a curated record. Lineage: Eukaryota; Metazoa; Chordata; Actinopteri; Cypriniformes; Catostomidae.
GCUCCUUUCUGACGGGUCUUGUGUUUCGUAUGGCUUCAUAUGUUUUGUUUUAAAAAGUACUUAGGACUAACUAGAACUGUGAAAAAACGCGUGUCGAGAUUCCAUUGUUCUAUUCCAUAGCCUUUCUCUCCGUCCUGUUGGUUGUGCACAAAUUAACGCGUUCUGCGGGUUUGUAUUUAUUUUUCAAGUCCUACGCACACGUGCUGCUGUGAGCAGGAAGUAUGCAACAGGGCGGCAUGGAGGAACGCGAGCAGCGCUCAUGUGAGGAACACAGCGAUGUUGAAGAAUGUGAUCAAACUCGUAGUGACAGAAAUGAUGAUAAUGUAGAAGAUCAGAUCGAACACGAAGAGGACGAGUUCACACUGGAUGAUGUGUUGCGUUUGGGCGGAACCAAGGCAGAUUAUGUCAUGCUGGCUGGCAUCGAUGACUCCAGCGAACUCAUCAAUGGUGGAAAGAAGAGCGCAAUUGAUGAUCUGGAGGAGGGAGAACUCAAAGAUUUCAUCACAAAACUCGGCAUCCAAGCUUAUGCAGAACAACAGAUCAUUCAAGAUGAGAAUGGGCAGGGUGAAACAUCUUCAGAGCCUGCCAAAAAAGAGGUAAAGAAGGCAAAAACCUCCAAAAUGAAAGGGGAAUCUGAUGUGAAACAUGCUGCGAAGAAGUCAAAAAAUGUCAAAACUUCUAACCAAUCUACAGGCCUAGGCCAUGCCACUAGAAAGAAGGCAAAGCAAAAUUCCAUUAACCUGUUUGAGUUUCAUCCACGUCAAACUUUGCUCAUUAAACCAGGGGGGAAGUGGUUUGAUAUCGAGUACACUUCAGAGAGCACGUCCGAAGCUCAGGACGAGUCGCUGGUGUCUCAGUACAACACUUUGGCUCAGCAGCUAUAUGAAGCCGAAACAGCCCUCUACAAAAGCAAGAAGAACUUCCAGAAAGGGGCAAACUCCACUUGGAUGAAGAGUGUCGUGUCCACUGGAACUUUGUCCGACAGGAUGGCAGCGAUGACUGUGCUAAUUCAGGAUGCUCCAAUUCACGCUCUGGAGCAUGUCAAAAACCUUAUAUCCUUUGUUACAAAGAGAGGCAGUCGCAGACAGGGUCUCAUGGCUUUGGACACACUCAAGGAGCUGCUGAUGUCUGAUCUACUUCCAGAACAUCGCAAGCUUCGGACCUUCUCCCAACAUCCUUUUGUGCAGCUGGAGGAACGAGCUAGUGGCAACAGGGAUGCACGGGACCGCAGACUCAUUCUCUGGUAUUUUGAGCACCAGCUGAAGCUCCACAUAGAAGAGUUUGUGGUCGCCCUGGACAAACUCGCCCACGAUACAGUCCAGGCCACCAAAAUGCGAGCACUAGUCACCACCUACGAGUUGCUAUGCAACCGACCGGAGCAAGAGAAGGCGCUUUUGAUACAGGUUGUCAAUAAAUUGGGGGAUCCAGAGUACAAAAUUGCCUCCAAAGCAUCGUACCUACUGGAGACCAUUCUUCACAAACAUCCCAACAUGAAGGUGGUGGUGUGCUGCGAGGUGGAACGCCUCAUUUUCAGGUCUAACAUCAACACCAAGGCGCAGUAUUAUGCCAUAUGUUUCCUAAACCAAGUGAUUCUCAGUCUUGAUGAAGCAAAUCUUGCCGCCAAGCUCAUCACCAUCUACUUCACUUUGUUUCAUGCUUGUAUUAAGAAGAAGGAUGUAGAGUCUAAAAUGCUUAGCGCUCUGUUAACGGGAGUAAACAGAGCAUAUCCGUAUGCUAAGAUCGGGGAUGAUAAAGUGAACGAGCAACAAGACACGCUGUUUAAAGUGGUGCAUGUUGUCAAAUUCAGCACAGCUGUCCAAGCACUUAUGCUGCUCUUUCAGGUCAUGGACUCCCAGCAGACAGUCUCAGAUCGCUACUAUAUAGCACUAUACAGAAAGUUGUUGGACCCUGGAUUGUCAGCGAGCUCUAGACAGAGCAUGUUUCUCAACCUGUUGUACAAGUCACUGAAGACUGAUAUAGUGCUCAGACGCGUGAAGGCAUUUGUGAAGAGGUUACUGCAGGUUAGCUGUGAGCAGAACCCCACCUUCGCUUGCGGUGCUCUGUUCCUUGUGUCAGAGGUCAUGAAAGUCAAGCCAGGCCUCAGGUUACUGCUACAAGAGGAGGGGGACAGGGAGGCAGAGACAUUUCAGGACCUGAAAGAGGACAUGGAUGAUGAUGGUAAGAUGAAUAAUGCUGACAAAGUUGGAGAACUGCAGAGUAAGAAACCUGGCCAGAGGAAGCCCACUGCAUCAUGGGUACAUCACCAAAACAUGGAAGGUGAUCAAAGGAAGGAGGCAUAUGACCCCAUCCACAGAAACCCUUCAUACUGUGGUGCUGAUAACACAACCCUGUGGGAAUUGCAGAAGCUGUCUCAUCAUUUUCAUCCCUCCGUGGCUCUCUUUGCUAAGACUAUAUUGCAGGGAGAGUUCAUUCAGUAUACAGGGGAUCCACUACAGGACUUUACACUAAUCCGUUUCUUAGAUCGCUUCGUAUUCAGGAAUCCGAAGCAAGCAAAGGGAAAACAAAACACAGAUGCUACACUGAUGCAGCCCAAAUACAGGAGAGUGACCAACCAUAUUCAGUCAUUACCCGUGAACUGUGAGGAAUAUCUGGCCAGAGAGGAGAGUCAGAUACCUGUGGAUGAGCUGUUCUUCUACAGGUACUUUAAGAAGCGAGAAACAGAAAAAUGUUUUAAAAGGCCGAGCAGAGAUGCAGAUGACGAGAGUGUGGAGGACGUGGAGGAUGACGAGUUUGAAAAACUGCUCGAUGCUUAUGAAGGAGACAGCUUCUUCACCGAGUUCAAGGAUGAUGACUUGGACUUUGCAGGCAAUGUGAAGCCUAAGUCCAAGAAAGUUGGAGGCAGAGACUCCGAUUCUGAUGUGGAUUCGUAUGAUGAUCUGGAUGAUGAAGAGGUGUCUCUGGGCAGUGUGGAUGAGGAUUACUUUGGAGAUGAACUUGAGGAGGAGGGUGGAGAGUUCAUGGAACCAGAUGAGGAAGACCGUAAAGAAGAUCUCCGUGAAGAAAUGGAGGAUCUGCCGGAUGUCAAAUUGGCACCUUAUAAAGGAAAGCGGAAACCAUCACAGCAGCUCGACUUUUUUGGAUCUUUUGACUCACUACCAGGAAGGAAGAAAAAAAGAAAAACCGAUGAUCAAGCAGUGUUUGCAUCAGCAGAGGAGUUUGGGUGUUUGCUGGAUGAAAAUGCAACCUCUAAGUGUGAUAACAGCAGCAUGAAUGCCAUGGCCAAUGCGGACAAAGCUGAUGUGAAGCAGCUAAGGUGGGAAGCUCAACGGGAUGAAUGGAUCCAUGGAAGAGAUGUUAAAACUCUCCGCAGGAAGAAGGCUAUGUUCAACAGGAGAAAGUUUGGAAUGGCCAGAAAGCCUAAAAAGACUGAAAAAAAAGUGAAGGGCUGAAACUUAUACUCCAGCUUGGUGGACCAGAAAUCCUGAUCUGCCUCCCUUAUGAGAUCCCAGACCACUCACUGGACCUGUAAUAAACUGGGAAAGAGAGAGCUUGGGUCAUGUCCUGUUUCUGUACCAUAAAAAAAAAUGUUGCCCUAGAUUUAUAAAGUUGGAUCAAUGUUUUUUGUUAAUGACAUGGCUGUAUUGGACAUGUGCAGAGACAUCAUCUUUUAAAUCAUAUUUUAUUAUAUAUUCUGUUUGGAAAUUGUGCUCUCAAAUUUUACCAUGUUUGGGUGAAUUGCACAAAAGUCAACAAUCAGUCAAAAGUUUAUAUACCUUUUGAUUGAUUUCGACAACAUAAAUAUAUAUAUUUUUUUUUUUUUUACUACAAGCACACCACAAAUGUCAUGUCCGGAUUAUUCAACCCCCAAUGUCAGGAUUUUGCAGAGCAUCAUUUACGCUUACAACCUCCAAUAAAACUUUCCAGGAAUGGUUUUAGAUGGCCGUGACAUCUCUCUAAUGUAAUUUAACAUUCUUUAGGUUGCUGUGCUGACAUUACUUCCUUUUAAACCCCACCCAAAACAUUUUAUAAAAUGAUCUUAUAUGCAAUAUUUGUAAUGUUUGCUAAUAACUAAUCAGUUAAGCUUAACAUAUACAGUUUUGUUUGGCAGAUGUUCAUAAAAGAAUCAGCCUUAUCUACUGUUGCAUUAUGGCAAGUUUGAGAUUAACAUACAAAUAAGUUUAUCAGUUAAUAUCUAAUGUGCUGCUUUGUCAUUUAUCAAGUAGGCCUAUAUUUUUCUGAUUUCUGUAGUAAUUCUAAAUUCAGUUUUUCAACGCCUGCUUAUGCAUAUGUGUUGUGACAGUAAUUUUACAGUCUCUUUUUUUGCUGUGACUGCCCCUUAAAUGUUUACUUGGGUGCAUGAGGUAUUUUCUAUGCCAUGUGAAUCAGUCAAUUUUAAGACAUAAUAUACAAUCAUACAGUAUAUGUACACCUACUUAUUCAUGUGAUUAUCUAAUCAGCCAAUCGUGCGGCUGCAGUGCAUAAAAUCAAGAAUUUAUGGGUCAGGAGCUUUAGUUAAUGUUCAUAUCAGAAUGGGGGAUAAAAGCAGUAGACCACAUCGGGUUCCACUUCUGUUAACCAAGAACAGAAAGCUGAGGCUGCUGUGGGCACAAGCCCACGAAAACUGGAUGGUUAAAAACUGGGAAAAUAUAGCCCGGUUUGAUGAAUCUCAGUUUCUGCAGAGGUACACAGGUGGUAGAACUACUGCAGCUUUCAAAGUUUUUGGCUUACAGAACUGGAACCCAAUGUGGACUUCUGCUGUUGUAGCCCAUUCGCCCUGAGGUUUGACAUGUCGUGCAUUUGGAGAUGCUAUUCUGCUUACCACAGUUGUGCAGAGUGGUUAUCUGAGUUACCGUAGCCUUUCUGUCAGCUCUGCAUUUCCGUCCGAAGAACUGUUGCUCGCUGGAUGUUUUUGGCAACGUUCUUCGUCAACUCUAAAGACUGUUGUGCUUAAAAAUCCCUGGAGAUUAGCACUUACAGAAAUACUCAAACCAGCCCAUCUGGCACCAACAAUGAUGUCACGGUCCAAAUCACUGAGAUCACAUUUUCCCCAUUAUGAUUGUUGAUUUGAACAUUAACUGAAGCUCCUGACCCAUAUCUGCAUGAUUUUUUAACAUGACCAAGUGAACCUAAUAAAGUGAUCAAUGAGUGUGUGUGUGUGUGUGUGUGUGCAUGCAUGCAUGCAUGUGUAUGCAUGCAUGCAUGUGUAUGUAUGUAUAUGUGUGUAUAUAUGUAUGUAUGUGUAUAUAUAUAUAUGUAUGUAUGUAUAUACACUCACCUAAAGGAUUAUUAGGAACACCUGUUCAAUU